AUUGUCAUCAGUCAGCGCUUCGCUUUCAAGCCAACCAAAGCUUCAACUCUAAAGAAAUCAAACCUUAAAUCCAAAAACUCACCAUGUUCAAAUACGCCGUUGUCAUAUGCGCCUUGAUUGCCUGUGUGGCCGGAAAGCCUGGAUUGCUUCAUACUCCCUUGGCCGCCGUUCCUGCUCCCGUGAUUGCUGCUCCGGCUCCGGUUGUCACUGCUGCCAGUAGCCAGGUGGUGGCUAGGACCUUCAAUGGCAUCGCCGCAGCUCCCAUCGUUGCUCCCGUUCCUGUGGCUCCAGUUCCAGCUCCCAUUGUGAGGACCGUGGCUCCCGUUCCCGUGGCUCCUGCUCCAGUUCUGAGGACUCUGGCUGCUCCGCUGGCGGCUCCUCUGGCUGCUCCUUUGGCUCCUCGUUUUGCUGCUCCAUUCGCUGCUCCUCUGGCUGCUCCACUGGCUGCUCCUCUGGCUGCUCCCUUAGCUCCUCGUUUUGCUGCUCCUCUGGCUGCCCCUCUGGCUGCUCCUCUGGCUGCCCCUCUGGCUGCUCCUCUUGCUGCUCUGCCUGCUCCCAUCAUUAAAACAGUGGCUCCCGUCGCUGCUCCCAUCCUGGCCAAAUACUCAGCUCCUUUGGCCUAUGCCCCCGCACCUUUGGGAUAUGCUGCUCCAGCUUUGUGGUAAAAAAGAUAUAUUAUAUCCCGAACCCAAGGAUUAAGCUACCUUCGUAUGUUCAAUGACUGAUAGACCUUAAUAAAAAUCGUUUAAAUGACAAAAAA
Messenger RNA from Drosophila ananassae, 760 nucleotides. RefSeq names its product calphotin. The coding region runs from base 84 to 665 and encodes 193 amino acids. The transcript has 2 exons. NCBI's taxonomy places the organism in Eukaryota, Metazoa, Arthropoda, Insecta, Diptera, Drosophilidae. The record is from RefSeq and is a predicted model, not a curated record.